AUGGGAUCGUUCGACUUGAUUCAUAAAUUUUGGAAGACGCUGCGAACAGCCAUCAAAACACUGCUCGACCUCGAUCGCACGUUUGAAGCUCUUGUCGCACGCGUCUAUCAAGGCUCAUCCUUGCCAUGUCGUGACCCCACCCAUUCAUACUGGCUCGAGGACCCUCCCUUCCCAGAACUUGUCGAUAUACAAUCAGAAAAACUUGCCGACCAAAGCGAUGUGGUUGUUAUCGGGAGUGACAUAACUGCUGUCGCCGUAGCACGCGGCUUACUUCAAGAAACCGAGCGAAGGAACCAAAAGAUCAAAAUCACCGUCCUUGAAGCCAGAGACAUUUGCAGCGGUGCCACCGGACGCAAUAGCGGUCACAUCAAAGCUUCACCUCACGAAACCUUUGAAAGGCUAGAAGCAAAGUUUGGAGCAGAAAGAGCGGUAGCACUUACCAGAUUUCAAUUAAACCAUGUGGACUAUUUGACAGACAUUUGCAAGAGCAAAGGCUAUGCUCAAGCGGAGUGUCGCAGAGUCGAGAUUGUUGAUCUUUUCUUCGACCAAAAGACAUUUGAUAAAGCCUGUCAUACAACAAGAAAGCUGGAACCAGUUCUUCCAGAAUGGCAGGCUAGAAUUUAUUAG
Molecule: messenger RNA, 627 nt
Organism: Aureobasidium vineae
Lineage: Eukaryota; Fungi; Ascomycota; Dothideomycetes; Dothideales; Saccotheciaceae
Source: the annotation of a GenBank genome assembly